AUGGCUGCCGACUACUCUACUCGUCUCCAAGCUGUUCACCAGAUCAGGCCUCAGUCGCCCUCUCCAGCAACUGGAACAGCACGUUCAGCAUUAGCCAAAGUCCAGCUUCGAGCUUUCUCCUCCAGAAUGGUCUCUCACUCUGUCAACAAGACCGCUCUCCACCCGGGUGGUGUCGAGCCAACCCGCGAGCACACCGAACUCGAAGAAGAGCUCCACACAACUGCUCACAUUGACUACGACCGGGUUGCCAUUGUUGCCAACCCAUCAGUUUCGGCUCUCUAUGAAGAUGCCCUGGUCUACGAAACCGGCACAGCCAUUACAUCCUCAGGAGCUUUGACAGCCUACUCAGGGUCCAAAACCGGUCGUUCCCCGCUGGAUAAGCGUGUGGUCAAGGAGGAAAGCUCGGAGAAGGAUGUGUGGUGGGGACCAGUCAACAAGCCCAUGACUCCAGAGGUCUGGAAGAUUAACCGAGAACGUGCUGUCGACUACCUCAAUACCCGGAACCGAAUCUAUGUCAUCGAUGGCUUCGCUGGCUGGGAUGAACGAUACCGUAUCAGCGUCCGAGUUGUCUGCGCCCGGGCCUAUCAUGCCCUGUUCAUGCGGAACAUGCUCAUCAGACCCUCUCGUGAAGAGCUGGAACAUUUCCACCCCGACUAUGUCAUCUACAAUGCAGGGUCCUUCCCCGCCAACAGAUACACAAGUGGGAUGACCAGUGCCACCAGCGUUGCCAUCAACUUCGCUGAGAAAGAGAUGGUUAUUCUCGGUACUGAGUAUGCGGGUGAGAUGAAGAAGGGUGUCUUCACCGUCCUCUUCUACGAGAUGCCUGUCAAGCACAACGUGUUGACGCUUCAUUCGUCAGCUAACGAGGGUGAGAACGGCGAUGUCACUGUCUUCUUCGGCCUGUCCGGCACUGGAAAGACCACGCUCUCUGCCGAUCCCAACCGCAAGCUGAUUGGUGACGACGAGCACUGCUGGUCCGAUAGAGGUAUCUUCAACAUUGAAGGUGGCUGCUACGCCAAGUGUAUUGGCCUGUCUGCGGAAAAGGAACCUGAUAUUUUCAACGCCAUUCGUUUCGGCUCUGUGUUGGAGAACGUCGUCUUUGACCCCGAGACUCGGGAAGUUGACUAUGACGAUGCGACUCUGACGGAGAACACUCGCUGUGCAUACCCCAUCGAGUACAUCGGCAACGCCAAGAUUCCGUGUAUCAGCGAUAACCACCCUAGCAACAUCAUCCUCCUGACCUGUGAUGCUCGUGGCGUGCUGCCACCAAUCUCCAAGUUGAACACGGCCCAGACCAUGUUCCACUUCAUCUCUGGUUAUACCUCCAAGAUGGCUGGUACUGAAGACGGUGUCACUGAACCACAAGCUACUUUCUCAUCUUGCUUCGCUCAACCUUUCCUGGCCCUCCACCCGAUGCGCUACGCUAAGAUGCUAGCAGACAAGAUUUCUCAGCACAAUGUCAACGCAUGGCUGCUCAACACCGGCUGGGUCGGUGCGGGUGCUAGCACUGGAGGCAAACGCUGCCCAUUGAAGUAUACCCGCGCUAUCCUGGAUGCCAUUCACUCGGGUGAGCUCGCAAAGGCCGAAUACGAGAAUUACGAUGUUUUCAACCUCAGCGUCCCCAAAGCGUGCCCCAACGUGCCGGAUGAGCUCUUGAACCCCAAGAAAUCGUGGACCGGCUCAGCCGACUUUGGCGACGAAGUGACCAAGCUCGCCAAGUUGUUCAACGAGAACUUCAAGAAGUAUUCGGAUGAGGCCACCGAGGAGGUCAUCAAGGCCGGCCCCACGGUGUAG
Messenger RNA from Fonsecaea pedrosoi CBS 271.37, 1794 nucleotides. Its product is annotated as phosphoenolpyruvate carboxykinase [ATP]. The transcript is spliced from 3 exons. The coding region runs from base 1 to 1794 and encodes 597 amino acids. Gene Ontology annotation, molecular function: ATP binding; phosphoenolpyruvate carboxykinase (ATP) activity. Gene Ontology annotation, biological process: gluconeogenesis. Gene Ontology annotation, cellular component: cytosol. The record is from RefSeq and is a predicted model, not a curated record. Lineage: Eukaryota; Fungi; Ascomycota; Eurotiomycetes; Chaetothyriales; Herpotrichiellaceae.